Messenger RNA from Protobothrops mucrosquamatus (brown spotted pit viper), 1128 nucleotides. RefSeq names its product plexin-A4-like. NCBI's taxonomy places the organism in Eukaryota, Metazoa, Chordata, Lepidosauria, Squamata, Viperidae. The annotation marks the transcript as partial. Gene Ontology annotation, cellular component: semaphorin receptor complex. The record is from RefSeq and is a predicted model, not a curated record. Gene Ontology annotation, biological process: regulation of cell migration; positive regulation of axonogenesis; negative regulation of cell adhesion. The transcript has 2 exons. Gene Ontology annotation, molecular function: protein binding; semaphorin receptor activity.
AUGUCGGGAGACAUGUGGAGGUGGACCUGCAUUGGCUUGCAUCUUGUGUUCUGCACGGUGGGGCCGUCUUCGGCCGCUAGGCAGCUGCCCUCUCACCCAAAGAAAUCUUUCCUGACCUUCUCCUCAGAAGCCGCCGAGAUCUCCUUCAAUCACUUGGUGGUUGACAAAAGGAAAGGAUCGAUUUACUUGGGGGCUAUCAACUGGAUCUACAAGCUCUCCGGCGAGCUGGGGGUAGAGGCUCGUCACGAGACGGGUCCGGAUAUCGAUAACCCCAAAUGUUAUCCUCCCAAGAUAGUCCAGCCUUGCAACGAGCCGUUGGUAUCCACCAACAACAUCAACAAGAUGCUACUAAUUGACUACAAAGAGAACAGGUUGAUCGCCUGCGGCAGUUUGUAUCAGGGGAUCUGUAAACUCUUGAGGUUGGACGACCUGUUCAAACUGGGGGAGCCCUUCCACAACAAGGAGCACUACCUCUCAGGGGUGAACGAGAGCGGGUCGGUGUAUGGCGUCAUCGUUUCUUACAACAACAUGGACGACAAGUUGUUCAUUGCCACGGCGGUGGACGGGAAGCCCGAAUACUUCCCCACCAUCUCCAGCCGGAAGCUGCCCAAAAACUCGGAAGCGGAAGGCAUGUUUGCCUACGUUUUCCAUGACGAGUUUGUGGCGUCCAUGAUCAAGAUCCCGUCGGACACGUUCACCAUCAUCCCAGACUUUGAUAUUUACUACAUCUACGGCUUCAGCAGUGGCAACUUUGUCUAUUUCUUGACCCUUCAGCCGGAGAUGAUUUCUCCGUCGGGUUCCACCACCAAGGAGCAGGUCUACACCUCGAAGCUGGUCCGCCUCUGUAAAGAAGACACGGCCUUCAACUCGUACGUCGAGCUGCCCAUUGGCUGCGAAAAGAACGGGGUGGAGUACCGGUUGUUGCAGGCCGCCUAUUUAUCGAAGCUGUUAACCAUCGAUGACAAUUUCUGCGGCCUGGAUAUGAACGCCCCCCUUGGAGUAUCCGAGAUGGUACGAGGACUGCCCAUCUUCACAGAAGCCCAGGACAGAAUGACCUCGGUCAUCGCUUACGUCUACAAGAACCAUUCGUUGGCCUUUGUGGGAACCAAGAGUGGCAAGCUAAAGAAG